Molecule: messenger RNA, 420 nt
Organism: Sphaerodactylus townsendi
Lineage: Eukaryota; Metazoa; Chordata; Lepidosauria; Squamata; Sphaerodactylidae
Product: protein transport protein Sec61 subunit gamma
Exons: 4
Coding region: 144-350 (68 amino acids)
Biological process (GO): protein targeting; post-translational protein targeting to membrane, translocation
Cellular component (GO): Ssh1 translocon complex; membrane
Molecular function (GO): transmembrane protein transporter activity
Source: RefSeq, a predicted model, not a curated record
GCUUCUGAAAUGCGUCACUUCCUUUUUCCGGUGCCUGAGCUGCUGUGUUAACGUGUCGCUUAAGUGGGAAGAAGCCGGCACUUUGGGACAAGUUUUGCACUCUCCAUUGUAAAGCGGCACCUCUUUAGUCCUCGAAGUUCAUCAUGGACCAAGUCAUGCAGUUUGUGGAGCCCAGCCGGCAGUUCGUGAAAGAUUCCAUCAGGCUUGUGAAAAGAUGCACAAAGCCGGACAGGAAAGAAUUUCAGAAGAUCGCCAUGGCGACAGCAAUCGGUUUCGCAAUAAUGGGAUUUAUUGGUUUUUUUGUAAAACUGAUUCACAUCCCAAUCAACAACAUCAUUGUGGGUGGCUGAAUGCAUUGGAAGUUCUUGUGCCUUGAUAUUGCACGCGAUUGCCCAAUACAAAUCAGUGUUUUAACUGAAA